Molecule: messenger RNA, 2595 nt
Organism: Lycium barbarum (goji berry)
Lineage: Eukaryota; Viridiplantae; Streptophyta; Magnoliopsida; Solanales; Solanaceae
Exons: 13
Coding region: 16-2457 (813 amino acids)
Source: RefSeq, a predicted model, not a curated record
GUUCUGCGGGAAAAGAUGCAACAACCAGCACAAGGAAGUGGAAUGAAGAAGUGCUGCGGAGGAACAUCGAAGAAGAUGCAACCACCACCACCACCACAAGGAGGAGGAACGAAGAAGCAAAGAGGAGUAUGCUCAUGCCCGGCGAAAAAGUGCUUCGGAGGACAAGGAGGAGGAUAUUCUAACAUGACUGAGGAGGACAGCAAGAAAUACAUUGAAGAAGGGUAUGCAUGCCCCAGUAGUGAUAAAUACUUCAAUCCAGAUCUUAUUCCCGAUGGCGCUUUGCUCAAACAUCACCCUGAUUUUCAAACUAUUUGGUCCCGUUACCGACGCCAACUAAAAGCAACCAAUAAUAUGGACAUGGAUACCUAUCCUGGUAUGUCUGAUUUGAUUGUGGUAUGGCCAUUAAACUGGCCCAAUACCACCAAGGAGUAUUACAGUGAAGUCAACGACCUGGCUAUCUUUGCUAUCCAGGAAUACAAUAAGGAACCGUCCCAUUUUUUUAAGUACGAGCUCUUGAAGAUUGAGAAAGUGAACGCACGGCUGUCUGGAUAUCUUGAAUUUUUCAUCACUGUUAAAGUCAGGAAUCUCACUCUUGGUACUGUUGUCGAAACUUUUCAAAUACAUACCGGUAGAGACCUGUUUGUGCGUUUUCAAGUACUUGCCGGCACCCUGGCUCAGCGUUCUGAAGAUAUUUAUUCUUGUCUGCCAAAAUUAGGGGAUUCGGUAGAUAGUUUCGAGGAAGAACUGGCUUGUAGCGAAUUGAGACAAUUUUCACCUGAGAAGAAGCCAAGUUCUGCAGAAGAAUUACUUGCCUGGCAGAGGGAACUGCCCCGCCGGUUUUUGGCUAAUGAGGUUCUAUGGGACGACGAUGUUUUCAUCCCCGAGGACGCUUUGGAGAAGCACCCCCCUAUAUUUCGCAGAAUUUACCGGAGAUACUUCAAUCAGAUUUGUGAAACCGAGGGUUUCGACAUUGACAUCUAUCCCGGUGAUUCUAUGGCUGCUAUGUAUAUACCGUACCUGGAUUUUGAGAAAGAAAUUGGCUUGCUGAUGGAUCUGGCUAAACAUGCUAUUCAGGAGUACAACAAUAGAGAAAUUGACGAUUACAAGUACGAGGUCGAGUCUAUUGAAAAAGUGAACUUUAUUUUGGCUGAAUGUCGUGAAUUCUUUAUGACGGUUAAAGUUAAAAAUCUCACUCUGCGUACACCCGUAGAAACUUUUCAAAUCCAUGCAUAUAAGGGACCAGAUGUGGAGAAUGUUGUCCGUACUUGCCGGAAAAAGUUGUUUGAGGUUUUGGUCGACGAAGAAAUGGCCGGUAGCAAAUCGAGACAAUUUUCACCUGAAAAGAAACCAAAAUCUGCAGAAGAUCUAAUUGCCUGGCAGAGGGGACUGCCCCGCCGGUUCUUGUCUAAUAUUGAGGUUUUUUGGGAUGCCGAAGUUUUCAUCCCUAAAGGCGUUUCAAAGAAGAACCCUGCUAUAUUUUGCAGCAUUUAUAGGAGAUACUUCAGUCAGAUUUGUGAAACCGAGGGUUUCGACAUUGACAUCUAUCCUGGUGAUUCUGUGGCUGCUAUGUAUAUACCGUACCUGGAUUUUCAUAAAAGACUUGUCGUGCUGAUGGAUCUGGCUGAACAUGCUAUUUGGGACUACAACAAUAGAGAAAUCAGCAUUUUUAAGUACAAGCUCUUGAAGAUUGAGAAAGUGAACGUAUGGCGGUUAGGAGAUCCUAAACAUUUUCACAUACCGCAGCGAGGAUAUUGUGAACAUUUCGUGACUGUUAAAGCCAUUAAUCUCACUCUUGGUACUGUUGUCGAAACUUUUCAAAUACAUACCAGCAGCCUGGAAUAUGUCAUUUCUUGUCUGCCAAAAGGAGCACCUUAUGAGGGUUUGGUCGAUAGUUCCGAGGAAGAAAUGGCUGGUAGCGAAUCGAGACAAUUUUCACCUGAGAGGAAGCCAAAUUCUGUCGAAGAACUACUUACCUGGCAGAGGGAACUGCCCCGCCGGUUCUUGGCUAAUGAGGUUCUAUGGGAUGACAAUGUUUUCAUCCCCGAGGACGCUUUGCAGAAGCACCCCCCUAUAUUUCGCAGAAUUUACCGGAGAUACUUCAAUCAGAUUUGUGAAACCGAGGGUUUCGACAUUGACAUCUAUCCUGGUGAUUCUUUGGCUGCUAUGUAUAUACCUUACCUGGAUUUUGUGGAAGAAAUUGGCUUGCUGAUGGAUCUGGCUGAAUAUGCUAUUCAGGACUACAACGAUAGAGAAAUUGAUGAUUACAAGUACAAGGUCGAGUUUGUUGAAAAAGUGAACUUUAUUUUGGGCGAAUGUCGUGAAUUCUUUAUGACUGUUAAAGUUAAAAAUCUCACUCUUGGUACACCCGUAGAAACUUUUCAAAUCCAUGCAUAUAAGGUACCGGAUGUGGGGAAUGUUGUCCGUACUUGCCGGAGAAAGUUGUUUAAGUUAAGUUGAAUUGAGAAGAAGCUUCGCCGGAGGCAAGGAAAGAGGCAGCUGAACUGAUGCUUUCUAAAUCUAGUACUAGUUGGGAACACUAUAAUAUGUAACUAAAGCGGUUAAUGUUUAUUGACGUCUUUAUUAACUGUAGAAGUA